Molecule: messenger RNA, 1281 nt
Organism: Periophthalmus magnuspinnatus
Lineage: Eukaryota; Metazoa; Chordata; Actinopteri; Gobiiformes; Gobiidae
Product: N-acyl-aromatic-L-amino acid amidohydrolase (carboxylate-forming) A-like
Exons: 8
Coding region: 193-1125 (310 amino acids)
Molecular function (GO): aminoacylase activity; hydrolase activity, acting on ester bonds
Source: RefSeq, a predicted model, not a curated record
ACGUUUCUUCACACUAGCUGCUCGUUAAGCUGAAACUGGAGUGCGCAGCCUGUAGGGCAAGUCCCACAGCGCAGAAGUCUGAAACGAGCCUAGACAUGACGCUAAAAAUGAACUUUGUCUGAACUUCCUGAUAAAUUCAACACAUUCUUCAAGGUUCAAAGGUCACUGCAGUUCAGAACGUUUUACAGAGAGAUGGACCACGUCUUCUUCCCAGCCUUCUCCCGUGUCGCGAUCUCUGGUGGCACACAUGGGAACGAGCUGUCCGGCGUCCACAUAGUGCGAGAGAUGCAGAAGCACAAUGUAAAUCAGAUGGGCUCUCUCUCCGUCUGCCCCAUCCUCAGCAACCCUCGGUCCAUUGAAGUCUGCAGGAGAUACAUCGACACAGACCUGAACCGAUGUUUUACUGACGCCUUAUUGAGUACCCCACUCACGGAUAGCUCAUCCUGUGAACUAAGGAGGGCCCAUGAGCUGAACGCUCUGCUCGGCCCCAAAGGGAGUGACCGGGCCAUGGACCUGGUGUGUGACCUGCACAAUACAACCUCCAACAUGGGCCUGUGCUUCAUCAUAGACUUUUUAGACUGGAUUCUCCUCCACAUGGUCAAAUAUGUACAGAUCAAGAUGCCCACUGCUCCAAUAAGAGUUAUCAACACCAAUGUUGCUUCCAAAUCUCUGUCAUAUUCUGUAGAUUCUGUGGCUAAGCAUGGCUUUGCCAUUGAAGUUGGCCCUCAGCCACAUGGAGUACUCAGGGCAGACAUUUAUAACAUGAUGAAAGAGGCGGUGGAUCACACUUUAGACUGGCUCAACAAAUUUAAUGCAGGAACAACAUUUGAAGGAGACAAAGUGGAGGUAUUUGUAUGGGAGAAGAGCGUAGACUAUCCUCGAGACCCUGAAACUAGUCAACUGACAGCUGUCAUCCACCCCAAGCUACAGGAUAAUGACUUCAAACUCCUGCAGCACGGCAACCCCAUUUUUAAGACUUUUACUGGAGAGACAGUGAACUAUGAGGGAGAGGAUCUUUACCCGUUCUUUAUCAAUGAAUGUGCAUAUUAUGAGAAGAGGAUAGCCUUUCAUUUAGCCAAAAAGGAAACAAUAGCCUUUCCACCGAUAAGUGUCAAGAAAGAAUAAAAUGAACUAAUUUGAAUGAUGCUGCUGCUCUAUGCAAUGAUUAGAACUAUGUAAAUUGUACUUGAAAAAGAACAUGAGAUUUUAUUGAAUUACUAUUUUUUGCUCCGACUGAAGCUACCACUACAGCACCAUUUUGUCACUUUAACAUGCACAUGG